Messenger RNA from Pongo pygmaeus (Bornean orangutan), 2708 nucleotides. It is a transcript of the gene BFSP1, whose product is annotated as beaded filament structural protein 1. Gene Ontology annotation, cellular component: cytoplasm; intermediate filament. Gene Ontology annotation, biological process: lens fiber cell development. NCBI's taxonomy places the organism in Eukaryota, Metazoa, Chordata, Mammalia, Primates, Hominidae. Gene Ontology annotation, molecular function: structural constituent of eye lens. The transcript has 9 exons. The record is from RefSeq and is a predicted model, not a curated record. Bases 394 to 2523 code for a protein of 709 amino acids.
UUGAGCUAGUCCAAGUUUAAAGAGUUCGCCUGGGGAUUCCUUCACAGUCCUCAGUGGAACCAGUCAAAAGAGCGUCAUGCCUCCCGUGUCCCCUGACCCUCCAUUCAAUCAAAAGCAACAGGCCUGAACAAUCACGGAACAAAAACCUCAUUGCCCAGCGUAACCUUCCAACCCCGGAGCUGUAUGGGCCGCUAAUCCGCUGCACAAAGCGGGCCUCUGCUCUUUUCUUCUCCCGCGCCCGGGCCCAGCGUGGCGCCCAACUGCUGAUCGGCUCUGGAACGUCCCAGCAGCGCGCCGGGGGCCUCCGGUGUUUAUUUAGCUGGCUGCGGGCUGCGCCGGGGGCCUCCUGGAAAGCCGGCUGGGCGCCGCCCGCGCGCCCGCGCCAGAGCAGCCAUGUACCGGCGCAGCUACGUCUUCCAGACCCGCAAGGAGCAGUACGAGCACGCCGACGAGGCUUCGCGCGCCGCCGAGCCCGAGCGCCCGGCCGACGAGGGCUGGGCUGGGGCCACGAGCCUGGCGGCGCUGCAGGGGCUCGGCGAGCGCGUGGCCGCCCACGUCCAGCGGGCCCGCGCGCUCGAGCAGCGCCACGCCGGGCUCCGGAGGCAGCUGGAGGCCUUCCAGCGCCUGGGCGAGCUGGCCGGGCCCGAGGACGCCCUCGCCCGCCAAGUCGAGAGCAACCGCCAGCGCGUCCGGGACCUGGCGGCCGAGCGCGCCCGGCUGGAGCGCCAGGGCACCGAGGCGCAGCGCGCGCUCGACGAGUUCCGGAGCAAGUAUGAAAAUGAGUGUGAAUGUCAACUCCUGCUAAAAGAAAUGCUUGAACGGCUUAACAAGGAAGCUGAUGAAGCCUUGCUGCAUAACCUGCGCCUUCAGCUGGAAGCCCAAUUUCUGCAAGAUGAUAUCAGUGCGGCAAAGGACAGGCACAAGAAGAAUCUUCUGGAAGUUCAGACCUAUAUCAGCAUCCUGCAGCAGAUCAUCCACACCACUCCUCCAGCAUCCAUUGUGACGAGUGGGAUGAGGGAGAAUUAUGAGCUGUUCUUCCUUGCAUACUUUAUAAGAAAUGACCAAGCUGCUUUCCAAAGCGAUGUGCCAUUGUUGCAUCUCCACCCACAAUGCAUGAAGGUUUCUGUGGCUCCCUGUCCUUGCCAGCACUUGGAGAAGCUCCUGACGGAGCGGGAGGUGGCCGCCCUGCGGAGUCAGCUGGAGGAGGGCCGGGAGGUGCUCUCCCACCUGCAGGCGCAGAGAGUGGAGCUGCAGGCCCAGACAACAACUCUGGAACAAGCUAUUAAAAGUGCCCAUGAGUGUUAUGACGAUGAGAUUCAGCUUUAUAAUGAGCAGAUUGAGACACUGCGCAAGGAGAUUGAGGAGACAGAGCGGAUCCUGGAGAAGUCUUCUUACGACUGCCGGCAGCUGGCGGUCGCCCAGCAAACCCUGAAGAAUGAGCUGGACCGGUAUCAUCGUAUCAUCGAGAUUGAAGGCAACAGGCUGAGCUCUGCCUUCAUUGAAACUCCCAUUCCCCUGUUCACCCAGAGCCAUGGAGUCUCUCUCAGCACUGGAUCCAGUGGGAAAGAUCUUACCAGGGCUCUGCAGGAUAUAACAGCAGCAAAACCAAGACAAAAAGGCCUCCCCAAGAAUGUUCCAAGGAGAAAAGAGAUUAUAGCAAAAGACAAAACCAGCGGAGCUCUGGAAGAUGCACCAUUAAAAGGUUUGGAAGACACAAAGCUGGUACAGGUGGUACUUAAAGAGGAAAGCGAAUCUAAGUUUGAAUCAGAAAGUAAAGAAGUCAGUCCCCUGACACAAGAAGGGGCUCCAGAGGAUGUGCCAGAUGGAGGGCAGAUAAGCAAAGGCUUUGGGAAACUAUACAGGAAGGUCAAGGAGAAAGUGAGAAGCCCCAAAGAGCCUGAGACCCCGACUGAGCUCUACACCAAAGAGCGGCACGUGCUGGUCACAGGGGAUGCCAGUUAUGUGGACCCUAGGUUCUAUGUCUCCUCCAUCACAGCCAAAGGUGGGGUGGCUGUUUCUGUUGCGGAAGACUCUGUGCUUUAUGACGGCCAGGUGGAGCCUUCUCCUGAGUCACCCAAGCCCCCUUUAGAGAAUGGGCAGGUGGGUCUGCAGGAGAAAGAAGAUGGACAACCAAUUGACCAGCAGCUUAUAGACAAGGAGAUUGAGCCAGAUGGCGCAGAGCUGGAAGGUCCUGAGGAGAAACGUGAGGGUGAGGAGCAGGACGAGGGGUCCGGGAGACCCUGUCCCGUGGUCACACCUGGUGCAGAGGAACCGUCUAUACCCGAGCCUCCGAAGCCUGUGGCUGGUCAGGAUGGAGCUGAGGUGCUUGGGACUAGGGGCAGAAGCCUGCCAGAAAAAGGCCCUCCCAAGGCUUUGGCCUAUAAGACAGUGGAAGUUGUGGAAUCUAUCGAGAAGAUUUCCACGGAGAGCAUUCAGACAUAUGAAGAAACUGCUGUGAUCGUGGAGACCAUGAUUGGAAAGACAAAGUCAGACAAGAAGAAAUCAGGAGAGAAGAGCUCUUAAAAUGCCCAGCCUUAAUGGGGUAAAAUGUCUUUGGGGCCACUGUAGGGGUAAUGCUUUGAUAUUUUAGAGCAAAUGAUAAAAGGGUGAGGGUUCCUGUUUGGAUUAGACCAUAGUUGACCCAUCUGGCAUUGCCAACGAAGCCUUCAUUAAAAUGUUUUCUUUGCUUGCACAUCCUUUGUCUAAUU